Ictalurus punctatus (channel catfish) is the source of this 4243-nucleotide messenger RNA. Its product is annotated as LHFPL tetraspan subfamily member 7 protein. Gene Ontology annotation, cellular component: membrane. The transcript is spliced from 3 exons. Lineage: Eukaryota; Metazoa; Chordata; Actinopteri; Siluriformes; Ictaluridae. The record is from RefSeq and is a predicted model, not a curated record. Bases 495 to 1151 code for a protein of 218 amino acids.
UAGAAUGCGGUUUGGAGGGUUGCCAUUGAAAAGAUCUUGAGGCGACGCCCACCGGCAGCUGACGCGCGUAAAGCGGCGCGCACACGCACGCACGCACGCACACACGCACACACGCUCAGACGCACACGCGCGCCCUGGAGAGGCGCUCCGUAACCGUUCACUACUGUUUACGCCUCGUGUGACAGCUGGGCAGCUUUCAGAGCUCUGGAAAAGACCGAUCUGUUUCAUCUCGCGUUUGUGUUUUGAAUCAUGUGCACUUGCUGUGACUGACAGUGCGCGCGUCCUGCUGGAAUACCGCGUCCUAGAAGUAGCGCAUGCAUGUUGGGAUUUACUCCACUGACGUUUGCCUAAACUUCGUGGCGCGCACCUUGCACAUCCGCGUCCUCUUUCUUUCUUUUUAAAUUUUUUUUUCUUCUUUUUGACCGGAUUAAAGGCUAAUAUUGGUUCCCAAAAGGUCUUUAUGUUCGUUUCCACGUAUAGCGCGCGCACUCCAGAUGCAUGUACUGUUUGACCGGGACAGGAAAGAAGCCGCGGUUGGCACCGGCACCAUGUUCAGCUGUGUGGGCUGCUUCUGGCUGCUGCUGUCCGCCGCGCUCGUUGCGCUCUGCAGCUUCAGCUUCAUCUCUCCAGCGUGGAUCGUGAAGGAGCAGCAGCACGACAGGAGCGGCCACUCGGUCAGUUUCGGCCUGCUCUGGCACUGCUCCGAGUCUCUGGACCAUAUGUACACAUGCUACGCGUUUGGCGGCAUUGGGAGGUUUGCCGAGAUUCCCUCCAGCUCCUGGCAGACGAGUGCUGUGCUGUGCUCCGGAGGUUGCGCGCUCUUGGCUGUCAGCUCGCUGCUGGCCAUCAUCACCAUCUUCUUGCCCGGUGGAAACUGCGAGAGGAAGAUCUGCACACUGGCUGGAUACAUGCAGAUGGCUGCAGUGUUCAUCAUGGCAUCCGGUUUGCUGGUUUAUCCCUUUGGCCUAAACUCCAGUUUGGUCAAGUCCUUCUGCGGAAAUUCGGACAUCUACUACGCCGGCGAGUGCCAGAUAGGCUGGGGCUACAUGUUGGCCAUCGUGGGUGUCAUGCUCACCCUCUUUUUACCCUUUUUUGCAAAGUAUGCCCCAAAAGAGCAGCUCCUGCCCACUCCACUGCCCACACUUUUAUAACCCCCCUGUCAUGCCCAUCGUAUCUUCUCUGAGCUGUUAAGAUCUGUAUUGCCCUGUUCUUCUUCUUGGUCAACAAUCAUAAUGUUGCCACUUUGGAAUAAGUGUGCCUGGAGGAGCCAUUGUGUUCAUUGUGUGAUGUGCUGCAUCGUCUUCCUUCAUCUGAUCAGCUACUUCCUUUCAUUGGCAUCCCUCGUGGUGGAAACUGUUUUCUGAAACUUCUUUUUUUUUUUUUUUUUUGGAAAUGCACAUUCCUGGGAACCCCCUUUUCUUUCUCCUCCUUUUCGCACUACAAACUAAUUUAUACUUUUAAAAAUCACAUGAAAUGAAAUGCAAUUAAUGCAUCAUCACUAAAAUCUUUGGAAAGGCAACACCAAAACAGCAGAUGAAACUAUGCGAAUGGUAAAUCGAACAUUCUAGUUCUACCUAAUACGCAUCUGGACGCAAGGACAAGGAGAACUUUUCUCAAAAACAUCAGGGAUUAUCGAGAGGAAAGCAAGGAUCUCAGAAAUCUUUCAUGCAACAUCAAAUAAUAUUCAACUAUCCAAGACCAAUUACAAAGGAGGGUAAGAAAAUUCUGUUCCUGGAUCCACUGGCUAUGAAUGUUUUCUUCUUCACUAUGGAUCAGGCUUUUGAGGAAAUAAAAUGGAUUCAUGAUCCUGAUGAAAAUCUGAAAGGGUUUGGAAAAAUCUGCCAUAUAUUUAUCCAGUAACAACCAACACUGUGGCUAACAGGCUAGGAGAACAGAAAAACAUUUCUUUAAAAAAUUAUUACACAAACUGGCGUUUUUAUAUGUAUUUUGCUUUAGGCUGGGCUGUGACUAGUCAGUGGACGUCCAAACAGCACAGCAGUGAGAAAAUAGUAGAUGAGGCUCGUGACCACAAAAAAAAAAAAAAGCCAACAAAAGCACUGACAUUUUCACCACUAAACUUGUGUUGUCAUUUUAAAUGACCUGAAAACUAAAACCCUGAAAACCUGCGUGUUUCUCUCAGUUUGCCCUCGCUUCCUAUCAGUUUUAAUAGGAAUAUUAAAAGGCCAAGUCAUAACAUCUGUUUUUGUACCUUUCACUAAAUUGAAUAUUCAGGAUUCUACAAGAUUAGGAGAAAGGCAAAGAAAAAAAAGCUAUGUAAUUACCAAGAUACACCGAUGGAAAAAAAUAAUAAAUGCAACACUAUUUUAUUAGUUAUACAGAAAGCUGCCAGUUAUUAAAACCCAGUACCCAGUGAACGUUAGUUCAGAAAGCUAUUGUUUUUUUUAGUAGAAGAAAAAAAAAAGUCUUAAGGAGGUCUCUAUUGCAUAAAGCAUUGAAAAUCUUGAAAAUGAAGUGUACGGACAAGAGGAUGAUUAGUCUAAGCAACACUACUCUGUCUUGGCUGUUGAGACCCUUUUAACGCUCUGGCAGGACGGCCGAGGAUCUGGUUCAUAAAUUUGGACUCCCUCUCUUGACCCUAUCACUUCAGGGAGCUCCUCUGGGACGUUGUGAAUCACGACAUCGGACACUUGUAAGAUCCUUGUGCAGGAAUUGGAGAAAAUCUCACUACUACUUUGGCUCUCUGAAGUGAACUGGAGGUCUAGACCAAUUUAGGCUCUAAAGUUACUAAAACACUAAGGCGUCCAUCAGUGUUGCAUUUCUUUUGUUUUUCCAUUAGUGCACACAAAGUCAUCACAGAGAUACUCCUAAAAAUUUAAAAGACAACAAAACAAAAGACCUUUUUCUGCCCUAACCAACGUGUGCCUUUUUAAAAAAAACAAAAAAAAACAAAAACAAAAAACCACGAUUAAGACGACUUCAAUACCUUUGAUCAGGUUACCUCUGCUGAAACUCUAGUUUUGUAAAUGCUUCCUAGUUUUUUGGUUCCUCCCCCUGUGCUGUGCAUUUCUGUGAAUGUCUUGAUUUGCUAUGAAUGCAACGGGGAUUGUGUCAGUUGUAAGUUGUCCAGACGGUAACUCUAGCAAAUUCACAUGAAGCUGUACAAAUAGAAUUUCUAAGGGACAAUAAUACAGGACAAAAUAAGGAGCAUAUAAAUAGGAAAACGAAUGGGAAUGAAUGAGGGAUUAAAACAGUAGAGCACUAGUGUCAAGACUCAUUAGCCAGACACUCAAUUAUUAUUUGACAAAAAUGAGACGAUAACAAUAAGCAAUACAGCACAAAACUGAGAUGCUCAUCAACCUGAACUUGGCCCUCAUAUGUGUUUCCUCUUGGUACCUUUUUGUGUGAUAUGUUUUCAGAAUUGCUAAAUGAAUAUAUUCGGUCUUCGGCUAAGACUUUCUACUUUCCAUUUAUUAACGCGUUUAAACAUGCAAUGGAAUUUGGCUACAAACAAAGCCAGCUGAACAAAUUCUAUCCCAAACUGUGAGCAAGUGUAAUUACACUUUAAAGAUUUGAUUUUUGUUUGUUUGUUUAAAUAGCAUAAAACACUGACUAGUCUUACCGGCGUACACUGCGUGAUAAGCACCAAUGAGGAUAAUGAGAUGUAUGUGCUGAUGCAGACGUUCCCAAAACGCACUCGGAUGACGCUGUUAUUGUAAUAAUGUUCGGUACAGUGACUCCUUUUGUCUGUAAUAACGUGUGUGAGAUCUGAACUCUGACUCUGUUGUAUUUUAGUUUUCCAUUAUGUGGUUUUGGCUGUAAAUAAUUAUGUAAAAUGUCUGUUCAUGCUUAAAAAAAAAAAAAAGAAAGAAAGAAAGAAAGAAAAAAAAGAAGAAAAAAGGUCGAUCCCCUUUUGGAAGAUCUAUUUUGAGAUAUUACCUCAUAAUUGUGUUUGUUUAUCCUCUGACCCUUAACAAGACUUGCUGUUGUGUGUUUUUCUCUUUGUAAUAAAAUGUUUCAUUAACAAAGAAAACUGACUUUUUUGUGUUCUGAACUUCAUUAAUAGUCUUAAGCAUAUACAAGUGUUGAACUGAAGAAAAAAAAAAAGAGUCACUUGUUAAAUGGUUAAACUGAUUCAUGAGCAACGCUUGGUACAAUUAUGGUUCAUCUCUGAACUUCAACGAAAUUAAAACACACCUUUCAAUCUAUAAAACUUUCCUGCUGUGUCCGUUCACAUCACAUUUCCGAAAAUGCCCGGACCUCGUUUCUCAUCUCGGCGUCUGAU